Macrosteles quadrilineatus (aster leafhopper) is the source of this 2874-nucleotide messenger RNA. Its product is annotated as solute carrier organic anion transporter family member 74D-like. The record is from RefSeq and is a predicted model, not a curated record. The transcript has 13 exons. NCBI's taxonomy places the organism in Eukaryota, Metazoa, Arthropoda, Insecta, Hemiptera, Cicadellidae. Gene Ontology annotation, biological process: sodium-independent organic anion transport; transmembrane transport. The coding region runs from base 106 to 2157 and encodes 683 amino acids. Gene Ontology annotation, cellular component: membrane.
GAGAGUCAGUAGUCACUAGUCAGUCAGUCUGGUCUGGUCGCGAGUGUCAUGUGCUGGGGACAUUAACACAUUCAACACUAGGCUACUGUAAACAUUGGAAACAGAAUGAAAGGAGAUGCCGGGCUGCUGUGUGGUCUUGGACCUUGGAGGCCAUCCUGGUUACAGAAGUUCAACUCUUCCAAAGGCUUCCUGGUGGUGUACGGACUCCUGGGCACCAUCCAGGCCAUGUCCUACAUCUACUUCGUGGCCACUCUCACUACACUCGAGAAGAGGUUCAAGAUCUCCAGUAAAACCACAGGUCUGAUGAUGUCAGGUAAUGAGAUCAGUCAGGUGCUUCUGUCUCUCAUCCUCUCCUACUACGGAGGCCAGAGGAACCGUCCGCUGUGGAUCGCGUGGGGUGUCGCCUUCUCUGCAGCCUCCUGCUACAUCCUCGCUAUGCCUCACCUCCUCUACGGCCCAGGGGAGGACGCCCUAGCUCUCACCAAGGAGUACACCAACACAUUUAACUCAUCUUCAUCAUCUAAGGAUCAGGCAUCCCUGUGCGUGAGAGGGGAGGAAGGCGGAUCACAUUGUGAAUUACCCGUGGGUGGAGAGUUCUCAAAUAUCCCUGCACUGCUGGUAUUUUUCUCUCAAUUCGUUCUGGGAAUCGGAACAACGCUCUACUACGCUUUGGGACAAACCUACCUUGAUGACAACACCAAGAAGUCAAAAACUCCUUUGCUUUUAAGUCUCACAAUGUCCCUGAGAACGAUUGGACCAGCAAUUGGGUUCAUCGUAGGUUACGGAUGCCUCAGACUCUACAUAGCACCGACUCUAACUCCCAUCAUAACCAACAAAGAUCCUCGAUGGCUAGGAGCUUGGUGGCUGGGUUGGCUUAUCCUGGGAACUGCAAUGUUGCUGUUUUCAUUUCUCAUUGCAAUGUUCCCCAAGAAGAUGCCUCCAAGCAAGAGCAAAGUGGGAGUGAUUAAACCCGCAGACAUCACCUUAGAAACUGUCCGCAAGACAGAAAAAGAAGUAGAGUUCAAAAACGGAGUCUCCAGAGAGAAACUGGUGACUGAAGUGGAAAGCGAAGCACCUCCAACCUUGAAAGAGUUCCCAGCAGCACUAGCUAGAUUGCUGAGGAACAAGUUGCUGAUGGCCAACAUCCUGUCUGGAGUGUUCUACAUCCUGGGAGGCUCAGCCUACAUCACAUACAUCACUAAAUACAUGGAGAUUCAGUUCCACCAAUCGGCUGCCGGGGCCAGCUUCAUCAUAGGGCCAACAGCAAUUUUGUCGAUGACCUCAGGAUUCCUCAUAUCAGGAGCAGUGAUUUCAAAGUUUAAACCCAGACCCACGUACCUAUUAGGAUGGAAUGUACUUGUCGGCAUUUCCUUCGUCAUCGGAGAACUGUCCUUCAUCUUCCUCAGUUGUGAGGACAGUAGUAUGGUUGGCUUCAGGGGAGAGAACGAGCUGCCCCUGAUAAACGAGUGCAAUAACAACUGUGGCUGUAACAGUCUCAAGUUCAGUCCCGUGUGUCUAGAGCAGGCUCAGCUGAGUUUCUACACAGCGUGUCACGCAGGCUGUCAGCAAGCAGACUACUCAGCUUCACCCAUUACAUUCACCAACUGCUCCUGUAUCCCAGAUGACGUCUUGUCAUCAGUGUCUGGCAGAAAGGAUGAGAUUGUGCUCAAGACAGGAGCUUGUAGAACCAACUGCUACUACAACUUUGUCAUAUUCAUAGGCAUCACCAUGGUCAUGCACAGUCUCGGUAGUUCAGGGAAGAUAGGGAACGUUCUAGUCAAUUACAGAGCGGUGGCUGCAGUAGACAAAUCCUUCGCUCAAGGGCUCGGCCUGCUGAUGGUCAGUCUGUUCGCCUUCAUCCCAGGCCCAAUACUUUACGGAGCGAUGAUAGAUUCUACUUGUCUGGUUUGGGAUGAGACUUGUGGCAGAAGAGGCAACUGUUGGCUCUACGACAAAUACAGGCUACGUUACUCACUAAACGUGACUUCAGCUUGUUUAACACUGAUUGGGGUCCUGUUUGAUGCGUUGGUGUGCUAUCUCGGUGGAGACCUGAAGCUGUACGAAGAUGAGGAAGAUUCAAACAAAAACUCAUUAAACUCAACAGUAAAUGGAAAACAUGAAGUUUUACCACCCAAUGAUAAGCCUGAAAAGGCGUAACUGUGAUAUUUUUUUACUGUGUUUGUAUGAUUGUACCUGGACUUAAAAAAUGGAUUUGCGUUUGCAUGUAGGUUUUACUACUUUUUAGAAGUUUGACAUUCAAGGCUACAUAGCAAAAACUCUUUAUUGGGAUAUUACCAUAGACUAACCAACACAAGUAGACUUCUCAUCCCAUUGUAAAUUUUGAAGCACUUUUUCGUGUCUAGUUCAUGUGCGUGACACAAAGGCGCUAGUGUCGAUGAAACUUUGUUUCCAUUAUUUUAGGGUUAAUUUCUUGAUUUGCGCUUUACUGUUUGGUUAUAUAACUAGGGGACAAGUUAUUGUUUAUGAUUAGAUCGUAUUAUUUGGUUAAACGAGGUUUUAAAUGGCUGUAAUAACGGGAAACAAAUUGUAAACAAAACACGACCUCUACAUAAACCGUACAUGAACUAACAAUAAAAUUGUCUUCAGCUGUUCCAUAAGGAUGAGAGAUCUACUAAGGGAGUAUGUUUUAUCUAUGAUAUUACAAUCACAAUAAAGGGUCAUAAUCUAUUUGUAAAAAUUACCAAAAUUAAAAACUUGUUUUUAACAACCAUCUCAACACAUUCCAUGUACAAUAAUUUAACUGUUUUAAAAAUGUACUUAAGAUAACUGUGUUAACCUGUAAAUAAUUAUCUGUAAAUAUUUGUUGAUUUAUGUAGACUAGUAUUUAGCUGUAGUUCAAGAAUCGUAAAAUUA